AUGGGUUUGAUCUUUGGUGGGUGUGAGACGAGUGAGUUUGAUCUUUGGAUAGGUUGGGCCAGUAAAAUUGGAGUAAUUAGUGUGUUGAGUGAAUCGUGGAUGGGUAUUGGUGUUGGAUAUGUGGGUUUGGUUUUUGGUAUCUUUGGUGUUGG
Molecule: messenger RNA, 152 nt
Organism: Dentiscutata erythropus
Lineage: Eukaryota; Fungi; Glomeromycota; Glomeromycetes; Diversisporales; Gigasporaceae
Source: the annotation of a GenBank genome assembly